AUGGAAACUCCAUCCCAAAACAGAGGAGACAGGAUCAAAAAGCUCCUCCAGGAGCACGUGAAAAAAGACGUCGCCAUCUCCAACCCCAUCCAAGAAGCCUACGAGAAAAAACUCAACAGGGAUAUCGACAGAACGCAGAAGUUUCUACGUCAAGCAGAACAGGCUCUAGAAAAGCUAGACGAACCAGCCAAUGAACACGAGCUGUGGACCGAAGAGACGCGUCAAAAGGCACACACGCUAGCCCUCUAUGAAGUGUACCAGAAACUCCCCUACACGGUGAUGAAAAACGACCUGUUAGGCACGGCUACAGCAGCUCAUCUCACUGGAGAAGCUGUGGUUCAGCAGACUGCCGCCACAGAGGAAUUUGGCGACAUCAAUUCUGAACUUCAACAAGAAUUGGAGGGUUUGAGAGCAACUUUGGCGGAUUACAAGAGCAUGCUGGCGCUUUUAGAGAAGCGUAUAGCUGGACACCCCAGUCGAGUUAAGGCCAUGGAGCAAAAGCUACACAAUGCCCAGCACGUGGACGACGAGCUUUCAGAGAAGACAGAGCUGGUUCGGGAGGCCAUGGCGAGGAUUAAGAAAGUGGAAGAUAAGCUUCAGCAGCAUAUGGCUAGGGUAGUCACCAAGCUUCAUGCGAUGUUGGACUGGGAAAACACCGGCAUGGUCGAUGAAGACACGUUCAAGAGAAGGAUCAAGCAGUCCAUGCAGCUUCUCCAGCAGCUUGUGCUGCGGUUGGUGCAAGAUUCAGAGAAAUGGGUCCCCAUCACUGCUGGUAGUCCCGAAGAGCAGCUUGUUCAGCUCAUGCAUCGGAACAACUUGAUUGAGAUUGACAAUUCUGGCGAGCUUGCGAUCCGGUUACGCAACUACGGAGCGGAGUUCUGA
Candidozyma duobushaemuli is the source of this 882-nucleotide messenger RNA. RefSeq lists its product as uncharacterized. Lineage: Eukaryota; Fungi; Ascomycota; Pichiomycetes; Serinales; Metschnikowiaceae. The transcript has a single exon. The record is from RefSeq and is a predicted model, not a curated record. The coding region runs from base 1 to 882 and encodes 293 amino acids.